AUGCAUUGUAGGCAGAGCUCGUCAUUCUGAUCUCGACUCCGAAGACGUAUCACGAUGAUGUCGGCAAUCACUCUCUGCCUGUGUCUGUGCCUCGCCUCUACGGCAUUGGCUGUACCUGAGCCGAUGCCAAACAGGUUCUCCAACGAGGAACUUCAGCGUUACUUUAGUGUGGACAGCCAUGAGAAAGCACCCGAAUACGAGAUUGUUUACCCAGAAUACAUCAUCGCUGAGAGCAAGCGCAGUGUUGGCCGCAGCGCCAUUGCGUCAUCGUACCUCGAUAUUCAUGUCGACGCAUUCGGUGAGUCCAUUCACAUGGAACUCGAUCACGAUGACAGCAACUUCAAACCUGGGCUCGAGGCUGAGUAUGUAACUGAUGAGGGUGUCAUCAAGGUGCCUGUCCGUACUGACUGCAUUUACACCGGUAAAGUCGCUGGGGAACCUAACUCGAUGGCAUCUGUCACCACAUGUGCAGGUUUGAUGGCAGUGAUGAAUCAUGCCUCUGGACCUACAUACAUUGAGCCGUUGGAUGAUGAGCAUGCCUUCAAGAGAGAUAUCGGGCGUGGUCUUCCCCAUGUUGCCUACAAGAACAGGCCCGAUAACGGUGCCUCUUGCCCUGUCACAGUUGAUUCGGAGUACGUGCUUCAAAAAGAAGAUGAAAUUAAUGAAAACAAAGAGCAAGACUUCAACCCAGAAGCCACCAAGUAUCUUGAACUUGCCUUCAUCGGUGACGAGGUGUUGUACGACCUACGCGGAGGCAACACGCACAAUUGCCUGACAACACUGUUCAAUGCGGUGAAGAAUGUCAUGCAACUAAGCUCAUUGGUUGGAUCCAGCCUGGUCCCUCAACUGAAUACCUUGAAAAUCUUCACAUCAACUCAGACCGGAGUCGGCACAUGCCAGGACGCUAGUCAAUCUAUUGUCAAGGUGAAAAAUUGGCAUAGCUCUAACAGAGGAGACUGGGACAAUGCUGCCAUCUUGACUGGAUGGGAAAUGAAUUCAGGCAGUACCCUUGGCAUUGCGUAUGUUGGCAGUUGUAGAAGCGCAUAUGCCGUGGGGGUGUCAACUUUCCGUAAUCUGGAUACUACCAACGUGGUCGCCCAUGAGAUCGGACACAACUUGAAUAUGCAACACGACAGCACUGGUAAUAGCUGCGGUUCCAGUGGUUACGUAAUGGCCGCCUACGUCAACGAUCACCGGGCUGAUCCUAAUUGGUCCACUUGCAGUAGGAGUUACUACAACAGCCGUGUUGCGAGUGUCAGCUGCUACAACGACGCCUAGAUUUCGAAAUGGGACUCGAAACGCCUUUCAGCUACAUCAGUCGACUUGGUAACCAGGAAUUGGUAACCAUGGGUUACCUAACCUGUGGAGGCAACUUGUAGGUCAUUGUUUAAGUUUUGAAUUUGUUCUACCCUUUAUGCAUAUUGAUUGAAUGGGCAAUAACUGUAUAUUUGUACAUAACUUUUGUUGGUUUUUUUUUCAAACUUGGUGAGGGAAAUUAAAAUAAUGAGCAGAACA
Patiria miniata (bat star) is the source of this 1515-nucleotide messenger RNA. RefSeq names its product zinc metalloproteinase-disintegrin-like MTP8. NCBI's taxonomy places the organism in Eukaryota, Metazoa, Echinodermata, Asteroidea, Valvatida, Asterinidae. Bases 55 to 1278 code for a protein of 407 amino acids. The transcript is spliced from 10 exons. The record is from RefSeq and is a predicted model, not a curated record. Gene Ontology annotation, molecular function: metalloendopeptidase activity. Gene Ontology annotation, biological process: proteolysis.